AAAAAAAAAAAAAAAAGAGAGAGAGAGAAAAGAAAGAAAACUUCUGCAUCAAUCCGUUUUAAUUUCUUGUUUCCAGUAAUUUUUUUCUGAUGAACUGUACUCUUCUGUUGAAUUAUUUGAGACUUGAAUGUCUUUAAGGUGCAGAGACCGAGAGAUCCUGAACUCAAUUCUGUUUAUUAAUAUUGAAUUGAGUGCUCUGAAGUUUUUGUGGGGUUGGAUUGAUUACACCUGUUAUACUUUCUUCUGCCACUGCCAUCGAAAGUCGGGGAGUCAUUAGCAUCACAUAAGAAAAGAUGGCGAAACGGUCGUAUGCCUCGUGGUGGGAUACCCGUAUAAGUCCCAAGAACUCAAAAUGGCUCCAAGAAAAUCUCACAGAUAUGGAUGUCAAAGUUAAAUCAAUGCUACAGAUCAUUGAGGGAGAUGUGGAUUCCUUUGCCAGGAGGGCAGAUAUGUAUUACCAGAAACAACCAGAGCUUAUUACAUUGCUUGAGGAAAUUUAUAGAGGAUAUCGUGCAUUGGCAGAAAGAUAUGACCAUGCAAACUCUAUGAUUCGUUUUGCCCACCGUACUAUAGAAGAAGCUUUUCCAAAUCAAGUCCUGUUGAUGUUUGCUGAUGAUUCACCGGCGAGUGAUGUUUCUGGGACUGAUCCAGGAACUCGUGAUAUGCCGAUACCGGAAGGUAAUUCUGAGGAGAUUCUAUGGUUGAAGGAGGCCCUUGCGAAACUGGAAACUGAGAAAGAAGCUGGCCUUGUUCAGUACCGACAAAGUUUGGAUAAAGUGUCCCUGCUUGAAGCUGAGAUCUCCAAGACCAGGGAGGAUUUCAGCGUGCUCAGUGAUCGGGCAAACAAAGCUGAAAAUGAAGUUGUUGUCCUGAAGGAAAUGCUGACCAGAUUAGAAGCUGAAAAGGAGUCUAAGCUUCAAGACUACCAACAAUUCGUUGACAGGAUAUCUAAUCCGCAGGCUGUCAUAUCUUCUGCCCAGGAGGAUGCACAGAAACUUAACAAAAGAGCGAAUAGUGCUGGAACUGAAGCGCAAUCCUUAAAAUCUGAACUCGAUAAGUUGGCUGUUGAAAAGGAUGCAGCUCUCGAUCAGUACAUGCAAUCACUGGAGAUCAUAUCAGACCUGGAGCACAAAUUACAACUUACUGAGGAAGAUGCCAGAGGGUUCAAAGAGAGAGCUGAAAAAGCGGAGAGUGAAGUUGAAAUUCUGAGACAAACCUUUGCCAAGGUGAGUUAAAUCUACCAAGCUUGAAAAUGCUUUUCAAUACAACUAAAUUUCUGUACCAGCUGGCGUAUUCCAUUGAUCUUGUCACAAAGACAACCAUAUUUUCCAAAUACUAGCAUGUUUUGGUGAUAAAACCUGGUUCACUUUGAAUCAUGGUGGGUGCAGAUGGACAUUGAAACUGAUAUAUUCUGGAUGAAAUUACCUUUGGACCUUUUGAUAUCAGGAUUACCCAAUUCUGAUAACUGCGUUUUUCGUAUUGUAUUAAUUUAUUUGUAGUAAAAACUUUUCCAGAACUUAA
Sesamum indicum (sesame) is the source of this 1521-nucleotide messenger RNA. RefSeq names its product protein NETWORKED 1D. The record is from RefSeq and is a predicted model, not a curated record. Lineage: Eukaryota; Viridiplantae; Streptophyta; Magnoliopsida; Lamiales; Pedaliaceae. Gene Ontology annotation, molecular function: actin filament binding. Gene Ontology annotation, cellular component: plasma membrane.